Molecule: messenger RNA, 4859 nt
Organism: Silurus meridionalis
Lineage: Eukaryota; Metazoa; Chordata; Actinopteri; Siluriformes; Siluridae
Gene: syt10
Product: synaptotagmin X
Exons: 7
Coding region: 425-2170 (581 amino acids)
Biological process (GO): regulation of dopamine secretion; cellular response to calcium ion; regulation of calcium ion-dependent exocytosis
Cellular component (GO): membrane
Molecular function (GO): phosphatidylserine binding; clathrin binding; calcium-dependent phospholipid binding
Source: RefSeq, a predicted model, not a curated record
GGAGAACUGAAGAAAUAGUGGACUAUGUGCAACUGACAUUUUAUCCCUUUGCCAUACAACUAAUACAAUAUCAGUUCAAGCUCUUCAUGGCCAUGCAUGGGGAAAAAAUCUAUAUCAAAUCUGUAGAUAUUAUAAAAAUGUUUUAUUUGUAUUCCUUUGAGAAACUUUUCACUUUUGCUGUUACCUGCUCAUUUUUGCGCAGUUAAUGUCAUUGGAUCCAGGUCUAUUUGGUGGCCACGGUGUGACUUAUGGCAAACAUGAGAACAUUAACAAGAUGUACAGUCUGGGUCCGGCAGACAGCGUCGCGUGUCAGAACACUCUGUGCCCUUUUUUUCCUAUUGGCUCGUGACUAAGCACGCGGCAGCGCGUCCACGCUCUCCAAAAGCGUCCGCGAGCGCCGCGAGUUGUUGCGGGUGCCAAAUGAAUGAGACGCACGUGGACGCGUCGCGCGCGCUUCCCGUUCCCCGGCGUCCAGAUGAACCCUCGCGCGCGCGGCUCCUCCAGCAUACAAUGGAUUAACCGGAAAGACAUGAGCGCACGCACCGAGGACGGCGUGAGCCUGUGCCAGCGGGCUCUGCAGAUCAUCACCGAGCUGUGCCUCGCCGGCCACGUCGAUAGGGAGAAAUGCGCGGACAUCUUUCCAACAGAGAGCAACAUACCAGGUAAAGGCAGUUCAGACAUCUCUGUAAGUCUCCUAGCUGUGCUCGUGGGUUUCUGUGGACUCGCCCUGUUGGUAGUCUCUCUCUUUGUGUUUUGGAAGCUGUGCUGGCCCAUCUGGAGAAGCAAGACGCUCUCUUCACAUGGCGAGAUUGUCCCACAAGGGCUGCUACCUGAGGCACCGACGCCCACACCUCAUGUCACGCCCUCACUUCCAGAGCGUCAGGUUUUACAGGCUGAGAGGCAAGAGAAGAAAGAGGAAGAGGAUGAGCAGAAGAGGAAGGUGCCCGAGGUGAAGGUAAACGGUUGUAGUUCGAUGAAGUCACUUGAGGCAGCCAUGAAGAUCAGCCAGACAUCUCCAGACAUCCCGGCUGAGGUGCAGCAGACGAUACGCGAACGCCUCAGUAAGAAGGCCAAGAUUCAGAAACAGAGCACUGAGCCCACCUCCUUCUCCAGACACAAUUCCUUUCGUCGCCAUCUUCGACGGCAGAUGAAUGUCACCAGUGUGGACUUCACCAUGGACACUCUGCCAGUGAGACAGUCCUCAGCAGUCAGCAUUGGACGCAUAAAGCCAGAACUCUACAAGCAGAAGUCUGUGGACUCAGAGGAAGGAAACAAGGAGCCUGUGGAGACAUGUGGCAAGCUCAGCUUUGCACUGAAGUACGAUUAUGAGGAGCAGGCUUUAGUUGUGCGCAUCCUUAAAGCUCUGGACUUGCCAGCCAAGGACUUCACAGGCACCUCCGACCCCUAUGUAAAGAUUUACUUACUUCCUGAGCGUAAAAAGAAGUUCCAGACACGAGUCCAUCGAAAGACACUCAACCCUACAUUUGACGAGGUGUUCUGUUUCCCAGUGGAGUAUGAUCAGCUGUGUAAUCGCAAGUUGCACUUCAGCGUCUAUGAUUUUGAUCGCUUUACAAGUCAUGACAUGAUCGGCGAGGUAGUGGUGGACAACCUGUUUGAGCUCUCAGACCUGUCGCGUGAGGCUGUGGUUUGGAAGGACAUUCUUGCAUCCACUACAGAGAGUGUGGAUUUGGGGGAAAUUAUGUAUUCUCUCUGCUACCUUCCCACGGCUGGCCGUAUGACUCUGACUGUCAUCAAAUGCCGAAAUCUGAAAGCUAUGGACAUCACUGGCUCCUCUGACCCAUACGUUAAAGUGUCACUGAUUUGCGAUGGACGAAGGCUAAAAAAACGGAAGACCACCACUAAAAAGAGCACACUCAACCCUGCGUACAACGAGGCCAUCAUCUUUGACAUUCCUCCUGAGAACGUGGAGCAGGUCAGCCUGUCAAUUAUGGUGAUGGAUUAUGACAGAGUUGGACACAAUGAGGUGAUUGGUGUGUGCCGAACAGGCCCCGAUGCUGAAGGUCUGGGUCGAGACCACUGGAAUGAGAUGCUGGCCUACCCACGCAAGCCCAUAACACACUGGCAUUCCCUAUGCGAGUGGCCAGGAAGGGGAACCAGUUUUGAAAGCCAGGGUUCCUGUCCUUCCCCAAAACCUCCACAGACUCCAUAACCACAACUAGAUCCUGGAAGACAAUUUUUUUUUACCUUGCUUAGUGGCCAUGCUUUUUGGUUUGUAUUACCAGAUAGCUCUUAUUCUCUUGUUGUAACUUGUAAAAUUCCAUCAUUUUGGCAGAGGAUAACAUGCAGUGCAGGUAUCUCAUGCACACACAGUUAAUGUGACACUGUUACCUCUAGAACUUGUGCUGAGAGUGUGUGGAUUAAAAGCAAUGGGUGAUUCAACAAAAUAUAUCGAAUGGCGAUGUUUUGACAGCAUAAUGAUACGACAUUAGUGACAUAUCAAAUGAUAGCCUUUAAAUUUUUGUCUUUUGCAUAAUAUAAAAAAUGAUGACAAUAUUGAUGUUUGAAAUAUUUAUUUUUUUAAAUGACAACCAUAAUAGCUGCAUGCAAAUUUUAAAUCAAACUUUAUUUUGUGUGUGAUUUGAGCCCUGAACAGUCACCUGACCGAUGUAGAUUUGUUGAAAAAUGUAUGCAAAUGUUUAUACUCCUGCUUUAUAGGCACGGUACAUUUCUUACAAUUGUAAAGUGAAUCACUCUUUCUUAACUUUGUAUUUAGUCAAAUCAGUGAUCACAUGAUGGAAAGGAAACUGGAUAUUAAAGUCUGCAAUCAAAAUGCAGCCUAUAGGAAACUGCUCAUCAGAAAACUGGUCACAGUUUGUCGUUUUAGUGAUUUAGACACAUUUUAGUCCAUACUUUGAUUCUAAUGUUUGUCUUAAAUGUUUAAGAUGCAAAAACCAUUUUGUCCACAAAAUAUAGAAUAAAAAAUGAGUAAAGUAUGAAUUUAAAUCGACAAUUUCCUGAUUUGAGGAAAGACCUCAGGCUUACGAAAGCAAUCCAGAGUAGUGGUGCUUCUUCAAUCUGACAGGAACAAGAGCUAGAAGCCAGCAAGCCAUAUGUCCAAUUAAAACCUUGAAAAACAUGCAACAAAAUGUGAGAACAGAGCAGAAAUCUUAGUUUAGUUAGAAAAAUAAAUGCAAGUUUUAGGAAACAGUUCACAGCAUGGAUGAGUUGGUGGUCCAUCAACCUUAUGAUGCUUUCAUCACAAUACAGAUUUCGUAAAAGAGGAAAUUCACAGUAGCAGUUAAUGUAGCAUGCGGAUUUCUUUUCAUAAGUCAUCAAAUGCACAACAAAGUACAAUACAAACUACACAAUGACAUUAAAAUACAUUAACCGAAAAAACAAAAUCAGUCAUUUGUUUGCUACAAUCUUUUUCAUUCCUUCAUGUCUUCAUCAUAUGCACUGAAGCACACAUGCAUAAUGCAGAGAAACUCUUUAUAGUGUUUAAAUUACCAGUACUACAGUUUAUUUCUCACUUAUUGAAGUUUACACUAUUUUUGACUAUUCAAAUUCUAAUGUGUUGAAAAUAUGAGCUAGGAUAAUAAUAUAUUUUUUAAUUAAUAAAAAUAAAAAUGUAAUGGUGAAAGAUCUGUAAAAACAGAUCUUGGUGUAGAGCUCAGAUUUAGAGAUGUUUGUUUCUGUCCCUCUGUUUAUAUACUUUUCUUUACUUAAGACAUAGAAUGAACAGUUAUGAUAAAGUGUGUCCCAGGGAAUUAAUUAUUGAACCUUCAUAUAUGUUUAGUUAAACUGAAUUUAUAUUCAUAUGAAGUUAAAAGCAAAAUGUAGCUGAUCUUAGAAUAAUUCUAGAUGGUUUUGCUUUUUAAUGAACUUGUUGUGUUACUGAUUAAAAAACAGGCAUAUGGGGGAAAUAAGAAGCUUGAAAUUCUUUUUCUUUGUUUUUUCCCCCCAGUGAGUUGCUCAAAAACAGCUGACACAGCAUCAAAACUAGAGCACCUUGCAAUUAUGCAUAUUAGUCUCAGUAAUUAAAUUGAUAUGCAACAUUCUUAGACCAAAGGUAUAAUACAGAAUUAUGAUUUUCUGUUCCCAUUUACCAUUGUUUUUAUGUUACCAUAGCAACACAGCAUUCCUAGCAUCAAUUAGUGAUUGAGGGCCUGCAUUGAUUUGGAAAUAUAUAAUAAUAACAAUUGGACACAAAAGCAAGCUCUGUUUUAUAAGUAUUCACAAAAGUAAUGCAAUGAACAUGGCAAAUAUAUAAAGGCUGUGUACUGUUAAUGUUAAUUUGCACAGUAAGACUAUGUUUCUUCCCCAGUAAAGACACAAGUAAUACAUUCUUGUAGCAUGUUGACACCAGUCUCUCAAUUUCGUUGCUUAUAUUCAAAAGUUUUAGAUAUGAAUUACUGAAUUAUGGAGUAGUCUUUGUAUUUGCACAUAUCCUCCUUUUCCAGUGCCAAUGUGCAGAAAUACUUGAGCAUAAAUACUUGAGUUUCUUGAAGUUAUGUUAAUGUGCAUUUCUAUGGAUCGUUUGGUGAUAUUUUGUAUGAUAAGCAUAUAUAAAUUUAUCCAAUCUAUAGAUAAACUUAUAUAGCAUUAUCUUAUAUGAACUUAAAUAACUUUAUACACAAUUUGCAUCUAUCGUGAAAUGUUGAAUUCAACUUGCUGAAAGUGCUAUUCUUUAAGCCAUUGAAUAGUAACUUGUUCAAAAUGAAAGUGCUUUUUGUCUUAAUCGUAUCUGGCAAAAGAAAAACAAAGGUGUUCAUUAAUCGUUGUCAUGAAAUGUACAGUUUUGUGCUAACUUUUGUAACUAUUCAGUAAAAAACUGAAUAUUGUAAUUUUACUGUAUCUGUUUCUUAUGUACUUUAACUAAAUAAAUGCUGUUUGUCAAA